CCAAGCCGUGCACUGGCCGCGCCCCAUGUGGGACAGGCACAUUUCCCCCGGCUCACGGCACCCUGUCCCUGCCGCGGGGCUCCGGGUGCAGCCGGCAGAAGGUGCAGAGUGUGGCCAGAGCCACACACGCCGCCAGCCACUGUGUCAACAGGAGCCGGCCGCGCUGCUGGUGUUGUGUACAGCUCAAUAUCUCCAGGGUAGCCGGGCAGACAAGUGGGAUGGGGAGAUGCAGCCUCCUGAACACCUCCAAGCCCUGGCCGGGGGGCAACCAUGGGGCCAGGCCCACAGCCUCCCCAGGAGGGCAGAACGGCUGUGCCAGUGCCUGAAGAAGGAAGUGGGGAGAACCAGGCUGGGCUGGAUGUGCCCUGCUGAGCCCUCCCACGGGUAACGGGGGCAGCAGCGAGGGGACAGAGCAGGGAGCAGCACACCCCACAUGGGGCACCCCCACUCACAGGCUCCCCUCGGCCCCAAGCGAGGACACGAAGGGGACAGCGAGGACCAGCAGCUGGCGGUGGCUCUUCGCAUCCGUCCGAUGAGCGCAGCCGAGCUGGCGGAGGGGGCCAGGCCCAUCGCCGACCGCGUGGACGAGCAGGUCGUGGUGCUGCGAGACCCCAUGGAAGACCCCAAUGAUGUCCUGCGUGCCAGCCGCUCCCGGGAGAAAUCAUAUAUCUUCGACGUGGCCUUUGACUCCACAGCCACCCAGGAGACCGUGUACCGUGCCACCACCCAGGGCCUCAUCGCUGGUAUCAUCUCCGGCUACAAUGCCACCAUCUUUGCCUACGGCCCUACUGGCUGUGGGAAGACCUACACCAUGCUGGGCACCGACAGUGACCCUGGCAUCUGCACCCGCGCCCUGGGUGACCUCUUCCAGGCCAUCAAGGACACCAGUGGUGACAUGGAGUACCAGGUCUCCAUGUCCUACCUCGAGAUCUACAAUGAGAUGAUCCGGGACCUGCUGAACCCCUCUCUGGGCUGCCUGCAGCUGCGGGAGGACGCCAGCGGCACCAUCCAGGUGGCUGGCAUCACUGAGGUGUCCGCCAUCAACGCAGAGGAGGUCAUGCAGCUGCUGGCACGGGGGAACAGGCAGCGGACUCAGGAGCCCACGGCCGCCAACUGCACCUCAUCACGCUCCCAUGCAGUGCUGCAGGUCACUGUGCACCAGCGGUGCCAGGGCAGGGGGCUGCACUGUGGCCGCCUCUUCAUGAUCGACCUGGCGGGCUCCGAGCGGGCAGCGCAGACGCAGAACCGCGGGCAGAGGAUGAAGGAGGGAGCCCACAUCAACCGCUCGCUGCUGGCCCUGGGCAACUGCAUCAAGGCCCUGAGCAACCAGGCGAGCACUAAGUACAUCAACUACCGUGACAGCAAGCUGACCCGCCUGCUCAAGGACUCGCUUGGGGGCAACAGCCGCACGGUGAUGAUUGCCCACAUCAGCCCGGCUAGCACUGCCUUCGAGGAGUCCCGCAACACCCUCACCUACGCCCACCGCGCCAAGAGCAUCCGCACCACGGCAAAGCUGGUGCGGCGCGUCCGGCAGAGCCAGCAGCAUGCACAGCAGCUGGAGGAGGCCAUGCGGCGUCGGAGCAGCUUGGAGGAGCAGCAGGAAGUGAUGGCCCUGCGUUGCCAUCUGCACCAGCUGGAGCUGGAGACUGCAGAGACGCACUCCCGCACCCUGCUCAAGGGAGGCCUCCGGCACCUGCCAGCUGCUGCCGCACAACACUUCGACCGGCACCGGGCCCUCUGCACCCGCAUCAUCCACCAGCAGCGGCAGCUCAUCACUGACCACCGGCUGUCGGUGCCACAGACACUGGAGGAGCUGUAUGAGACCUACCUGCAGGAGCUGGAGGGGGGCCCCAGGGACACCAGCACCCUCAAGGGCACAUCCCUGCCCAAGAUCCCACAGAUGACCGGCACGGAGAGCCUGCCGAACUUAGACUGGGACAGCGUGUGCACACAGAGCUGUGAACACCCUACGCUGCUGCAGCGUGAUGCCCUCCCACCCCUGCACCCCACAGGGGACAGCACCCAGACCCCCAUGUUCAAGAAGACCCCAGGGACACAGCAGCUGGGGAGCACGGUGGUGCCCACCCCACCUCCUGGCCAGCACACAGUGGCCCAGCAGCAUGUGUCAUGGGCCAGCCUGAGCACCUGGCAUGACUCCUCCUCGGGCAGUGGGACCAGCUUGGAGGCGGCAUUGGCAGCAAGCAGAGAGCAACGGGAGAUGUCAAGCAGCAGCAAGAGCAUCAUGGCUAAGGCUGCCCAGCACCGAUCCUGCAUCCUAGAGAGCACCAGCUCACACCCACCAGGGUCUGCAGAGGAGCGGGGUGGCCCUGGGCUGCAACACACCACCAGUGAGGACAGCUUGGCAGGGACGGCCACCCACUCCCCAGGCACCUGGCUGCGGGCGCGCAAGAAGGGCAGCAAGGAGCUGGGGAGGAAGGAGGAGUUGCUGGGUGGCAGAAGGAGAUCGAGGCGGUCAUGGUCCUUCGAGGUCACCAGCUGUGGGCUGGUGGCCCCCAAGGGCCCCCCACUGUUGUCCAACACACUGCAGAGCCACUCUGAGCACGGUGUGCUGGCGGGGAUGCAGGCAGCCAGCACCCAGGGACCCCGCAAAGCCCUGCCUGGAGCAAAGCCCCAGUACGGCCAGCCAUCAGCUCCCCUGCCAGCCCCAGGAAGGGCCAGCACCCGUGGCUUGUCUGCGUCACCAGGAACGGUGCCAGUGCCUCCAGCAAGGAUGGAGGGAGUCACUGGUACUGAGCCAAGUGCCUUGCCAGAGGGGGGCCAGAUCCUGUGCCAAGCCAGCAGGCCCAGCGCCCAUCCUGCCAGCCCCAGCACCAUGCGGCAUACCCUGUGCCGAGGGCUGCCUGUGGCACCCCAUGCCCGUGCAGCGCCCUGGUGCCAGCCCUGCUGUGGGCAUGGCUGGCAGAGAGAGGCAGGGAGCAGGGCAGGGGGCCAGUCCUCCCCAUGCCAAACCCAUCCCGAGGCAAGGACCCAAGUCCCUGGGGAAGGACACAGCCGUGCUUGUCAGUGACCCUGGCCGGAGCCACGCGUCUGCUCCAGAAAGGGCCCCUGUGGGUACUGAGCACCCGGGGGACGCUGCCAACCACCCAGCAUCACCAGACACCAAUGCAUCUGCCUGGGUGCAGGAUGUCUGGACGGGUGUUUGUCCUUCCAAGGGGUUACAUUAAAAGGAGACAUGCUGA
Messenger RNA from Phalacrocorax carbo (great cormorant), 3200 nucleotides. The record is from RefSeq and is a predicted model, not a curated record. NCBI's taxonomy places the organism in Eukaryota, Metazoa, Chordata, Aves, Suliformes, Phalacrocoracidae.